AUGGAAAUAAAACUAUGUCUACUAUUAAUAUUUUUCCUUGCAAUAAACGAUCAUGUUUAUGGAAAAAAUAUUAAUAAAACCAAAUCCAUAAAGCUUAUCCACAAUAAUACCAAACAAAAAGAUAGCAAAUCUCGGACAAAAAGAUCAUUAAAUGAAGAUAUUGAUAAACUGUUUAUAUCUAGUAAGGAUUUAACCCAGCAUGACCACAUCGUAGAAGAAAGGGGCAGAGUAGUAAAGUUACAACCGAUUGCUGAUAAAGAACUUCCAUUUUGGGGUGCGCGAGGACGGAGAGACUCUUCUGAAGAAACCGUUCCUAAUGUACAAUUACCAACAUACAAUCAUCAUAAAUAUUUGGAGAAAAUUGACUUAUAUAAAUCAUUAUUAAAUUAUCAAAAUAAAUUGCGAAGGGAUGAAGGGGAUUCUCCCUUUUGGGGUAAUCGAGGAAGACGUGACUCUGGUGAAUUAGAUGAAAAUGAUGUUAGUCUGUUUUGGGCGAACAGAGGAAGGAGACAAGAUGAAGAACCGUUUUGGGGAACAAGAGGCCGUCGAGAAGAACUUCCUCCAUUUUGGGGGAACAGAGGGAGACGUGAUGACGAUGAACCUUUUUGGGGUAACCGAGGGAGACGCCAAGAGCAAGAGCCUUUCUGGGGCAAUAGAGGCAGACGAGAAAAUUCAAUUAUUGGAAAUAAUGGCGAAAAAAACAAAGUAAAAACUAUUUAUAUAAAUGAAGUAGACGAACCUUAUGGCAAAUAUCAAGAUAAAUAUAAAAUAAAGCUAAAAAAUUCUAUUAUUGAAACUGUAGAUGAUAUACAAAGUAAAAUUGAGAAUUUCUCUAGGAACAGACGGCAAGAAGCACAAUUUUGGACAAAUAGAGGAAGAGACAGUAAGCUUCAAUCGUUAUUUAAUGGAAAAAUAAGAAAUCGAUUGCAUCAUAUUUUAAAUGAUCAAAUAAAAGGAGACAAUUAUGAGUUACGUUCUAAAUAUUUUGAACCAAACACAGUCCAUGAUUCUAGAAUUUAUGCUGAAGAGCCUCGUUAUAUUUUAGUUGAACGCAGUAGUCGUUCUUCGGCAGAGGAAGAUCCAUUUUUUAUUUCAAGAGGCAAAAAAUAUAACGAAUAUGAUUUAGAUAAUGGAACCCGAGGGAGACGAGGGUCGUUAGAAGAAUUAGUGAAGUCUGUAAGGAAUGAUCCAUAUUACAUAGCUAGAGGUAAAAAGGACGCAUCUAUUAAAACUGAUAAUUCUACAACAAACGACGACCACCUUUACAAAACUAAAGAGCUAGUUUGUUCAACAGUUAAUUUGUUAAUGAAAAAAAUUCAAGGAAAUAAAGUUAAGCGAGAUAUAAAUGAUCCAGAACGAAAUAGAAGAACGAUUUUGAAGAAAUUAGCGUUACAGCUGCAAAUGGAUCCAUAUUUCGUGAGUAGAGGCAAGAAAAAUGAUGAAUCAAAAGAAAAGUUAAAUGUACAAGAUUUUAUUAGUAAAAUUUUGGUAAUGUGCGAU
Brenthis ino (lesser marbled fritillary) is the source of this 1500-nucleotide messenger RNA. Lineage: Eukaryota; Metazoa; Arthropoda; Insecta; Lepidoptera; Nymphalidae. The record is from the annotation of a GenBank genome assembly.